Chironomus riparius is the source of this 3534-nucleotide messenger RNA. NCBI's taxonomy places the organism in Eukaryota, Metazoa, Arthropoda, Insecta, Diptera, Chironomidae. The record is from the annotation of a GenBank genome assembly.
UGAAGUUCCAAAUGAAAAAUAGGUUUUUUGUUUAAAUUUAAUUAAUUUGUAUUUCUAUACGUUUUAAACAUCAAAUAACCUACUAGUAGUAACAGAAUAUGAGUGAUCCAAGAUGGUACUUUACGGAAGAACAGCUUGCAAACUCACCAAGUCGAAAAUGUGGAAUAAACGCAGAAUUAGAAUUAUCGUAUAGACAAAGAGCUGCAAAUCUCAUUCAAGAAAUGGGCCAGCGACUGCAAGUAUCACAGCUAUGUAUCAAUACUGCAAUAGUUUAUAUGCAUAGAUUUUAUGCAUUUCACUCAUUCACAAUGUUCCAUCGGAAUAGUAUAGCGGCUGCAUCGUUUUUUCUGGCAGCAAAGGUGGAAGAACAACCGAGAAAGUUGGAGCAUGUCAUCAAAAUUCUGAAUAUAUGCUUAGAAAAGAGUGACAUGAAUCGCGAGCCAUACGCUGAACAGGCACAAGAGUUGGUUUUAAAUGAAAACAUUUUACUUCAAACACUCGGAUUUGAUGUUGCUAUAGAUCAUCCUCAUACCCACGUAGUAAAAGCCUGUCAACUUUUUAAUAUUGUAACAGUUUCUAGAGAAUUAAGACAAACUUGUUAUUUUAUGGCCUCAAAUAGUUUACAUUUGACAACCAUGUGUCUCAAAUAUCGUCCAACAGUUGUGGCUGCCUUCUGUAUAUAUAUCGCAUGCAAGUGGUCUCGUUGGGAGAUACCCGACUCAAGCGAGGGAAAAGCUUGGUAUAGUUAUGUUGAUGACACCGUGACUUUAGACACUCUUAAACAAUUGACUGAAGAAUACUUACAAAUACUAGAACGUAGUCCAUCAAAAUUCAAGAGCAAGAUGAAAGCAAUCACAUCCAACGGACAAGCUGCACUCAUGAAAAAAUCUUUCCAGGUGAAUCAGUCACCAAGCAUCGUAGACGGUCCAUCAACUUCGCAUCAUAAGAAUAAUCAGCACCAUGAUAAACAUCAUCAUCAUCACCAUCAUAAAAAUGCUAGCAUGACAAGUAGUAGUGCAGGUGCUGCAAGUUCAACUGUUAAUGUUAAUGCAAAUGGAAAUAGCAGGUCCUCAUCAUCAAGCUCUUCAGCUAAAGCUCAAAUGCAUCAAAUGCCCAAUUCAUCGUCACAAUAUAAGCAAGUUCCUUCUUCUCAGAGUGGAAUGAACUCGUCAUCGUCGUCGAUUCAACCGCCUUUACCGCCUACAGCCUCCUCAAAUCAUAAUAUGCAUCGUCAAAGACCAUCAUCGAGUAGUAGUCAGUCACAACCUUAUGCAAGUGCUAGUAAUAAUAGUAGUAAUCAGCCAAAACCUCCACUAAUGGAUGAAAGAUCACAUCAACAACAACAACAGCGACUAGUCCAUCAAGAUGGAACAUUUUAUAAUACUUCAUCGUCCAGUCAAAGGAUGUCUGAUCAUUCAAAGCAUCGAAACAGUUCUAAUUCAGCACCUCCUCCUCCCCCUCCUCAACAAAACCCACCUUUACCACCAUCUCAGCAACAGCAACAACAACCUUACAUGAAGCUAAAUAGCAUGAAUGAUCAGAAACAGCAUAAUAUGAUGGCUAAUAAUUCAAAGCAGGCUCCACCGUAUCCAGGUCAAAGCAUAGAUAUGCAUCAGAAGAAUAUUAAACAAAGCUCGGCGGAUUAUCAUAACAGGAACAAUCCACAAUUAAAUCAACAAAUACCAAAUAAUCCUCAAAAGAAACCGACUUGGCCGCAGCAGCAACAAUCCUCUUCCACUUCUAUGUCACAACAACAACAACAAUUACAGACAUCUCACAAUCAAGACAAACAAUAUCCGCAUUUACAAAAGAAUCUUCAACAAAUACCAAAUUCUGCAAAUCUUUUAGAUCAGAGUGCUUCCAAUAUGCUUAAUUCUUCAUCGAGUAAAUCCUCUGCUUACAAUGAAAUGUCAUCGAAGCAGCAGCAACAACAAAAUUUAUCACAAAAUGACUUUUGGUUUAGUGACAAAAUUAAUGAAAUGUCCAAUAAAACGACAACUCCGCCUCGUGGACAAUCUUUAUUCUCUCCAAGUCCUGAACAUGAUACGAAUGAGAAGGCAAAGUACAUGAUGAUGACUGGAAGUUUAAAGAGAAGCAGUGACAGUGCAGUUGACAGUCCAAAAGAGGAUAAGAAAUCGACACCAACGAAACGUGAUAAAAGUAUACUUGGAAAUCAAUCAGGAUCAAAUCAGAAGCAGCUUAAUCCAGCAAAUCAAAUGGAUAGUAAGAAAUUCUCUAAACUUGACAAUGUAAAUGCGUCAAAUUCACAAUUAUUGACAGACCAAACCAUGAUAGACGCUCAAAUGGUCAAGAAACGAUCAUAUUCAUCGAUAAAAGACUCUAUGGAUGCACCACAUAGUCGUGAGAAUAAGAUCAGAAAGGUUGAUCAGGUAAAAUUGGAGCCAACUGUUCCUGUGAGCUUACCUGUAACGCCUGUAUCAUCGAAAAUUCCAUCACAAUCAAUGUCACAGCAAUCCUCAAUUUAUGGAGGAGGUAUGCUGGACAUGCCAAUGCCAGUUCCAACAAAACAACCACUCGAGACAAAUCCAGAUGUAGUAAAAUCCCUUCUUGCUGAAUGCUUUUCAUCAAACAAUAAAUUUGACUUGUAUGAUAGUCCAUUGGAUAUUAUGAAUCCUGAGCUACCCGAUGAGCUUUUUGCUACCACACCAACAUCAUCAGUUCCAUCAAAACCACAACAAAAUAUGAGUAUGAAAAUUAACCAACAACAAUCGACGACACAGCAAUUAUUGCCACAGCAGCAACAACAACUAAGUUUGACAAAGCGUGAAUCAUUAGACGAUUUAUUAGACAUUAAGGAUGAUAAGAUGGACUCGUCUGCUGGCGAGAGUAGUAGAAAAGAUAAGAAAAAGUCGAAGAAAAAGAAAGAAAAGCAUAAGCAUAAGAAGAAGCAUAAAUCAUCAGAUCGUGAGGAUCGUGACGAUCGUGACGAUAAUAAGAGUGACUCAUCAUCACUUAAAAUAAUUUUUUCAAAGGAGAGUAAAGCUGACACAAAAAGCUCUCCAGAAAGUUAUGGUGGUGGAUUAAAAAUUAAAAUUCCCAUCAAUAAAGAUGCUGGCAAAAUUGAGGUGAAUCAGAAUCAGUCACAAUCGCAGCCCGCACCAAUUAAGUUGAAACUAUCAAAAGAAAAGUUUGGAAGCUUCACUAAUUUAAAUAAUAACAAUAAUACUAAUAAUAAUAAUUCAUCGUCAUCCUCAUCAUCGAGUCACCAUCAUCAUAAGAGUAAAAAGGAUAAAGAUAAGGAAAAGGAUCGUGAAAAGUCCAAGUCGAAGAGCUCCAAGCAUUAUAAUGCAUCCGAUUAUAAGGAAUCUAGCAGUUAUCAACAUUCAAAUUAGACAGAAUAAGAAAAUUAAUUGUUAAAUGAAGGAAGAAAAAAAACUAUGAAAUUAUUUAAUGUGUAUCGAAAGGAGAGACAAAAAAAUCAUAAAAAUAAUAAUAAUUUUAAGAUACAGAUUAAUCAACUGUUGAAUAUUUUGUAAAUAAAUAAUAAAACCAAUUUAAAUCAUUUUAGAUUUC